Molecule: messenger RNA, 1796 nt
Organism: Scatophagus argus
Lineage: Eukaryota; Metazoa; Chordata; Actinopteri; Scatophagidae
Gene: gpsm1a
Product: G protein signaling modulator 1a
Exons: 4
Coding region: 204-920 (238 amino acids)
Molecular function (GO): protein binding; GTPase regulator activity
Source: RefSeq, a predicted model, not a curated record
UGUGUGUGUGUGUGUGUCUGACCAGCCAACAGAGGGACUUCACUCAGUGGAGAAACUAGACGAGUGGAAAGAAGUGUAACAGGGUAAGGAAGGACAGGAGCGAACACUCGGCACAGAGCAGAACUUUGAAGAAGACGGUGAUGCUGAGGUUUAACUCCAUCCACUUAUGAGAAUAACGAUUUUGCCCCACCCACACCUCCAACAUGGCUGAUAAAAACUUCUCAGGUGCACCUCCUCCCACCCAGAAUGGGAGGAUCGAGCCAAUGACAUCCAAAUGCUCUCCACCCCUCCACCAUAAUGGUAGUCUGGAAACCGGGCUAGGAUGUAGUCCCAGCAACACCAGCGCUGUUCCUCACUCAGCGGCCAGCAGCAGGAACUCAGUCUCCACCUCUCCCCUCAGGACCCUUCGGACCCUGGGAGACCUUGUGACUCCUGGACCAGGUCCAGGCCCUGAAGAAAGCUCCAUCAGACCCCGGGGUCAGAGCCUGGGCUCUGCUCUGAGCUCCAGGACCAGAGCCAUGACUUCAAGGAGCAAGCAUCGUAGCGGCCAGCAGGAGGAACCAGAUGCCUUGUUGGAUCUGAUUCUGGAGUGUCAGGGUCAGAGACUGGAGGACCAAAGAGCCAGCCUCAGCCUGCUCCCUGACCCAGGACCAGCUGCUCUUUGUGGGGCCUGCAGCUCUGACCAGCCUAGCCCGCCUACUCUGGACUUCUACUACAUGCUCAUACACUACCAGUCUGACAGGAUGGAUGAUCAGAGAUGUUCUCUUCCUGAUCUUGAUGACGUUCUUCAUUCGGCUCCUGAAGGUCAGGAGGAUUUCUUCACUUUGAUUCAGAGAGCUCAGUCCAGGAGGAUGGACGAGCAGCGAGCUUCUCUUCAAACACACACAGCUGGCUCCUCCCACCACUGUCAUCAUCACUGAUGAGGAGCACCUUCUGAUAGGCUGCUUUGGCUGAAUUGUUGUCAACCUGUCAGGAUGUUUUUGAACAGAUGAUUCACACACUGUGGAAACCUCUGACUCCAAACUGAUUGUGGUAGACACACCUGAGCUGAGAACAGCAGGGACAGGGUCCUUCCAGUGAAAGGUUAUGUGUGGAGUUUGAAUACUCAGAACGUUAUAGAUCAGAGUUACUCUGAUCCACAUCCUGCUACCUGUGUAUUUUCAGUUUGACUUGUUCUGAUUUUCAUCCGUCUCUGUCCGGGUGAGCAUCCACUGUCCACCUGAGAGUGGACUACUGGAUAGCUUAUAAAGUUCGAUAACUUAUCUAAUACCUCUUACCUUAGUCAUGAACAGAGAAUGGUUUUCUCUCUGUAUGUCUGUGACUGUCCAGUUUUUCUCUGAUGACACAUCAGUAACAUCUGAACUAAUACGGUUUUAACGCACACUGUGAGAUCAGUCAUCUCUCUGACCUAAAGCUCUGCAAAGUGUCUGGUAGCAUUUUUAAGAGCGAAACACAAACAGUCAGAGUUAUAUUCUGUUAAUAACAGGUGUUCACCUGCCUGUGAACAGGUGCCGUUCACACAUUUAUUAACUAACCCGAACCCUCUGGUGAAUCUGACUCGUCCAAACAAACCCAACAGAAAAAGUCAAAGUUUCAUGAGGAGAAAACUAAAAUGCUCUUCUGUGGAAUCUGGUGAGUUUUGGUAAGAAACACAGGUCACCUGCACCUGGCAGAUCACAUGACUCACGGGGAGGGCGCAUAAUUAAGGAUACAGUCUUUUCCCCUGCAGGAAUUCAUGCUGCAUUUGAUUUGUACUCGUAAGGCCCUGUGAUACCAGAUAGUGACAGAGAAACAGA